UUAUUCAUCCGCUGUAUGAGUCAGGGAGGGUGGGGAUUUGGAAGACUGCUGUACCAGUCACACUUUGUCAGUUUACUUUCUCAUUCCCUUACCCCAUCUCCCUCUUUCUCUCUCUGUGUUUCUCUCCCCGCUCUGCUGCUGCUGUUUUUCUCUUUUUUUGCUGCUGCUGCUGCCCGCCUGCCCGUCCUCUCCUGUAGAUUGCAGAGAAGUUUUGUCGUGCUGUAAAAGAGGGAUCCAAUUUGGCAAAAAAGAGGAACAUUUUGCAAGUCUCAGCAAGAUCAUUGGGUAACAACAGUACACGAUGGCGAACGUGCUUCAAGGGAUAAAGGAGAUUGGCUCACAUGCCGUGGAUAUCUACGACUACCUCUUGGCGGGAUUUGAUCCUCGACUAAACGAUUAUCCACUUAUGCAGACUCCUGGUACCAUGUCUGCGAUUUUGGUGUGUUACCUAUUCUUUGUACUUUACCUCGGACCUCGAAUAAUGGCCAAUCGAAAGCCAUUCCAGCUAAAAGAAGCCAUGAUAGUCUACAACUUCAUGCUAGUGGCACUGUCAAUAUUCAUCGUCUAUGAAUUCUUGAUGUCUGGUUGGGCCACGACAUAUACCUGGAGAUGCGAUGCGGUUGAUACAUCUGACAGUCCUCAAGCACUACGAAUGGUCCGAGUGGCCUGGCUGUUCUGGUUCUCCAAGAUUAUUGAGCUCAUGGACACAAUCUUCUUCGUGUUGAGGAAAAAGCACGGCCAGAUCACCUUCCUACACAUCUUCCACCACUCCUUCAUGCCCUGGACCUGGUGGUGGGGAAUUUCUUUUGCUCCCGGUGGAAUGGGAUCUUUCCAUGCCAUGGUGAACUCUACCGUCCAUAUCAUCAUGUACUUCUACUACGGCCUCUCUGCUGCUGGACCACGCUUCCAAAAGUUUUUGUGGUGGAAGAAAUACAUGACCGCCAUCCAGCUGAUCCAGUUCGUCCUUGUUUCCCUCCACGCUACCCAGUAUUAUUUCUUGGACAGCUGCGACUACCAGUACCCCAUCUUUUGCCACCUCAUCUGGAUUUAUGGAACCUUCUUCUUCGUGCUCUUCUCUAACUUCUGGGUCCAGGCUUAUGUCAAGGGCAAGCGGUUGCCCAAACAGGGAAGCACGCCGUGUCAGAACGGCGCGGCUGUCUACACCAACGGCAAACACCACGAGAACGGCAUCACCCACGGAGCCACCAACGGCUCGGCCCACCACGAGAACGGCAGCACUCACAUGGGCAAGAUGAAGAAGGCUUAAAGUGUCCGAAGAUGAUCUGGGGCUGUUUCUUCUCUCGUUUUUGGUUUUAAAUGCAAAACAUUGGGAAAUUGCUUGGUCAAUGAUCUCCACAGUUGGGGUUCCACUUGGUUUGUUUGUUUGUUUGUUUGUAACAAAUUGGAAAGCCAUUCAUGGAACACAAUGAAUGAAGAGAAGAUGUUUUGACCUAAAUGUUAUCUUCACUGAUGUUGCGGCAACCUCCUAGUUCACUCUCACACCACGUCUCUUGCCUUCACCCCACUUAUCUGACCCCCCCUGUGGACAGACGACUGUACAGUUUCUAUCAAACUUGAAAAUACUUUUUGUAAAUAGUUCUACGACACCAAAAAAAACCCAACAAAAAAAAAAACAAAUAACACAUUAGACUUUCUAAAUUUUGUUACAUUGUGUAUUUAAAAUGUAAAAUACCAAUAAAUCCCAUUUUAAAUUAUCUUA
Messenger RNA from Acanthopagrus latus (yellowfin seabream), 1720 nucleotides. RefSeq names its product ELOVL fatty acid elongase 1b (gene elovl1b). The coding region runs from base 302 to 1267 and encodes 321 amino acids. The transcript is spliced from 8 exons. Gene Ontology annotation, biological process: fatty acid elongation, monounsaturated fatty acid; very long-chain fatty acid biosynthetic process; fatty acid elongation, saturated fatty acid. The record is from RefSeq and is a predicted model, not a curated record. Gene Ontology annotation, molecular function: fatty acid elongase activity. Gene Ontology annotation, cellular component: endoplasmic reticulum membrane; endoplasmic reticulum. NCBI's taxonomy places the organism in Eukaryota, Metazoa, Chordata, Actinopteri, Spariformes, Sparidae.